CUUUCAAAGCAAGCAUAUGCCCUCCAAUGGAUCCCUUUCCUUUCUCCUCCACCCAGAUGCACAUACAUCACUGAAACACCCGCAUAAACAAACAACAACAAUCACAUUCCCAAAUUAACCCCAAUUUUCUCUUUCUACACUUUCUCUCUCUUCUUUCUUUUCACCAACAAAGAAGCUCUGAGAAUUACAGACAAAAAAACAGAGAGAAAUUACAGACAUCCAUGGCUUGCGCGACAAGACCCACCUUUUCUUUCCACCUCUCAACCACUUUCCCGCAACAUUCCCACCCAAAGCCCAAAACCCAAUUCCCUUAUCCCCACCUCCUCCCAAAGGUCCAAACUUUUUCACUCUCUCUCACUCACAUCCCCCCAAAACCGCACAUAUUGUCUGCAAACUCCAUUGAUGUGUCGAAGGAAGACAAACCCACUUCAGAAGAACCCACCUUGCCCCCUCCCGCCUCCUCCGUGGACCCAGUAGAGCCGGCGGAGGAACUCGAAACGACGUUCGACAAGCGGCGGCUGGAGGAGAAGUUUGCUGUGUUGAACACUGGGGUGUACGAAUGCAGGUCUUGUGGGUACAAAUACGACGAGGCGAUGGGUGACCCGUCGUACCCGGUGCCGCCGGGAUUGCCGUUUGAUAAGUUGCCGGAGGAUUGGAGGUGUCCGACGUGCGGGGCGGCGCAGGGGUUCUUUGUGAGUAAGAGUGUGGAGAUCGCUGGGUUUGCGCAGAACCAGCAGUUUGGGCUGGGUGGGAAUACACUCACUUCUGGGCAGAAGGCUGUGCUCAUAUUUGGGGGACUCUUCCUUUUCUUUGUGCUUUUCUUAUCUGGGUAUUUUCUGCAAUAAUCAAACAAGUAUGGGUUUUUUUUUUCUAAAUUGUGAAAAUGUAUAAUAAUUCAAUUUACUAGUAAAAUUAUCA
Molecule: messenger RNA, 918 nt
Organism: Pyrus x bretschneideri (Chinese white pear)
Lineage: Eukaryota; Viridiplantae; Streptophyta; Magnoliopsida; Rosales; Rosaceae
Product: rubredoxin
Exons: 1
Coding region: 222-845 (207 amino acids)
Biological process (GO): alkane catabolic process
Cellular component (GO): chloroplast
Molecular function (GO): electron transfer activity; iron ion binding
Source: RefSeq, a predicted model, not a curated record